This is a messenger RNA of Fulmarus glacialis (Northern fulmar), 4509 nucleotides long. It is a transcript of the gene CELF1, whose product is annotated as CUGBP, Elav-like family member 1. Gene Ontology annotation, cellular component: nucleus; cytoplasm; ribonucleoprotein complex. Lineage: Eukaryota; Metazoa; Chordata; Aves; Procellariiformes; Procellariidae. Gene Ontology annotation, molecular function: mRNA 3'-UTR binding. The transcript is spliced from 13 exons. The record is from RefSeq and is a predicted model, not a curated record. Gene Ontology annotation, biological process: mRNA splice site recognition; regulation of alternative mRNA splicing, via spliceosome. Bases 52 to 1509 code for a protein of 485 amino acids.
AGUGAAGACUGGAUCGGCUAGAGGGAGGUGCGUAACUGCAGCUCAAAGAAAAUGAAUGGCACACUGGAUCACCCAGACCAACCUGAUCUAGAUGCUAUCAAGAUGUUUGUGGGUCAGGUCCCACGGAGCUGGUGUGAGAAGGAUCUAAGAGAACUUUUUGAACAGUAUGGUGCUGUCUAUGAAAUCAAUGUCUUGAGGGACAGGAGCCAAAACCCUCCUCAGAGCAAAGGGUGCUGUUUUGUUACAUUUUAUACCCGUAAAGCUGCACUAGAAGCACAGAAUGCUCUUCACAACAUGAAGAUCCUCCCAGGGAUGCACCAUCCUAUCCAGAUGAAACCAGCUGACAGUGAAAAGAGUAAUGCAGUAGAAGAUAGGAAGUUGUUUAUUGGAAUGAUAUCCAAGAAGUGCAAUGAAAAUGAUAUCCGAGUGAUGUUCUCCCCCUUUGGGCAGAUUGAAGAAUGCAGGAUAUUACGGGGCCCAGAUGGCCUGAGCCGAGGUUGUGCAUUUGUGACUUUUACAACAAGAGCCAUGGCACAAACAGCAAUCAAAGCAAUGCACCAAGCACAAACCAUGGAGGGUUGCUCUUCUCCCAUUGUGGUAAAAUUUGCAGACACACAGAAGGACAAAGAGCAGAAACGAAUUGCUCAGCAACUCCAGCAACAAAUGCAACAGAUCAGUGCUGCCUCAGUAUGGGGAAACCUGGCUGGUCUCAACACACUUGGACCCCAAUACUUAGCACUCCUUCAGCAGACAGCAGCUGCGUCAUCUGGGAACCUGAACACAUUGAGCAGCCUCCACCCAAUGGGAGGACUGAAUGCGAUGCAAUUGCAGAACCUGGCUGCAUUAGCAGCUGCGGCCAGUGCAGCUCAGAAUACACCGAGUGGUACUGCUGCACUCACUUCCUCCAGCAGUCCCCUGAGUGUGCUCACCAGCUCAGCAGGUUCCUCACCUAGCUCCAGUAGCAGCUCCUCUGUUAAUCCGAUGGCUUCUCUUGGAGCAUUGCAGACGCUGGCAGGGGCUACAGCAGGCCUCAACGUUAGCUCUUUAGCAGGAAUGGCAGCCUUAAAUGGAGGACUUGGCAGUGGUGGUCUCUCAAAUGGGACAGGUAGCACAAUGGAAGCCCUCACGCAGGCUUAUUCUGGAAUCCAGCAAUAUGCUGCUGCUGCAUUGCCCACACUCUAUAAUCAGAGUCUCUUAACACAGCAGAGUAUUGGUGCAGCAGGAAGUCAAAAAGAAGGUCCAGAGGGAGCCAAUCUGUUUAUCUACCAUCUCCCCCAGGAGUUUGGGGAUCAGGAUCUGCUGCAGAUGUUCAUGCCAUUUGGAAAUGUCGUCUCUGCCAAGGUUUUCAUUGACAAGCAGACCAAUCUAAGCAAGUGUUUUGGUUUUGUAAGUUACGACAAUCCUGUCUCUGCACAGGCUGCCAUUCAGUCAAUGAACGGCUUUCAGAUUGGCAUGAAGCGUCUGAAAGUACAGCUCAAGCGCUCUAAGAAUGACAGCAAGCCAUACUGAGCACCCCUCCCCUCCGGGACUGGAGUGAGAAGGAUCUUCUGGUAAGUUGGAGAGGAGCGCACUUAGUGAUUCGAAGCCCUAAGGCUGUGUUUUUACAGUCCUGGAAGCUGAUCCAUGCCUUCUAUCUGGCACAUCUUCCCCUGAAGAUUCGGCUGCAGCCUCUGCUGAGAAUCCCACUUCGGAUGGAGGACAAGUUUGUGCUUUUGUUUCCAGUGUUUUACUUUGGAGUUUAGGUGCCAUAUCGCUGAGGUUUUGUUUUUUUUUUUUUCCCUUAUUUGAAGUUUGCUGUGUUUGUAACCAGUGUGUGUUGAGAAGGACCAAUGCCAGCUCCUUGGGGGUGGGGAGGGAAGGUUAAAGGGAGCAGCAGAAACUGACACCGCACUGCCUUGGGGUGGAGAGGAGAGGAGGAAGCAGAACUGACACCACACCACCAUGGGGGAGAGGAGAAGGGAAAGCAGAAAUAACGCAGAACAGCUGAUGAAAACAAAGAUGGGGAGGGAGAACAGUCCAUCCAAGUUUGGGUGAGCAAAGAACUGACUCCAUGUAGUCUUUGUCAUGCCCCAUCCACUCUUUGAAAUUCCCUUAACUGUAUGCCAUGGUGGGGAUUUAGUAAAUCAUCUCUAAAGCAGGAGACAGGCUAGAAGGGUGAACACAUUAACAAGCCAAAGGAAAACUGCAGUGAUUUUUUUUGCUAUAUAUAAAGUAGUGUUUAUAUAGCACUGUGAAUGUACACAGCACUUUAUAAAAUUAUUAGAUAAUGUCUCUGCCCAGAAAAUUUCACUGUCCAUUUACAGUUGAGUAUUAAUGAGAUGCAGUGAAUUUCUCCAUAUUUAAGAAAACUUAUCCUAUGUACUUUAUCUAGGUUUUGUAGAAAGGUAUAGAGAGAGACAGCUUAGUCUGUAUGAAUACAUCUAGGACUGGAAACAAGAAACUUCUGAUCCCUGGUAACCUGCAGAAUUUUUGACAAUUUUUCUUCUUAACAGUUCAUCACAUUCCCCAUUUCUGUGGAAUAAUGUCCUUUUUACAGAGUAUUACUUUGAAUUCAUUCUGAUAAGCAUAAUGUAAGUGCUGUUUGUUUCUCUAUUAAAAUGACUGUUAACCUGAGGUACAAAGCCCAGAGUUACCCUAACAUAGCUCUUGAGGCUCCUGUUUCAUACAUGUUCUCAUAGGAUUUGAUUUCUCAGUCUUAACUCUGUUGCAAAGAAAACUUCCUGGUUUUUUGUUUUGUUUUGUUUUUUUAAAAAAAAACAUUUGUGCAGUGAUUUGGUCUAGUAAUUAGGGAUUUCUUUAUACUGCAGUUUUCCUUUAAGGUGGUGUGUACCAGUGCAAAAUAGGCUAACACAGGAGCUGUGAAACCAAAGCAGAGCAUUGAGCCAUUCAGUCUUACUCUGCCUUUUGGUACUAGCUGUUAUCUUCUAUAUUGGAGCAAAAUUCAACACACCCCUUCAAUGAACACACACUUUUUCUGCACACUUGUGAAAUUGCUAAUGCGUUGCUAAGGGCCUUUGUUAUGCACUGGUUUUAGGGGGCUCAAAGGAUUUUUGACACUCUGGCCUGAGUUGUUUUAAGAAAUCAGAGUGGAGUCCCAUUUUAUAACCACCAAAAUCCACCUCUGUCACAAGAGGAAGUUUACAAUUUUUGUGUGUCUUUAACAGAAGUUCCAUUUACCUCAUAUUUUUCCUUUUCCUUGUUUUCUUUGUAUUCCUGGUUCGUGAUGCUGUUUCCCAGGGCACCAGCUAACACUGCAAUCUGGGAGCCAGCUGCUAAAUCAUGAGUGUGUGGGUCAGACAUAGGGUUGGGACUUUCUGUUCUGCUCCAGCAGGAGGAGCACUAAACCCAUCAAACCUGAGAUCACGUUCAGAAUCCGCACCCAUGUGCGGUGGUCUGUUGGGAACGUCGGGCAUUCCCAGGGACUGGGUCCCCUGGGAUCUCAAACCUCAGAAGUACAAGACCCGUAGCAUCCAAGAAGAGCCCUUUCCAUUCUUAAAUUGCAAAUCAAACAGUUAGUUGAUGCCGGUCUGUCUAUAUUGAUGGCAGACAGGUAAAUCUAUCAGUAUUAUUCAAAUCAUUUUAUGAUGGCAAAGGUUCAAAGGCCAGACUGCCAAAUUUCCCAGUUAUGCUGGCAUGUGGUAGCCUUCUAUGUUAAUUAUUUGAAUCUCUCUAGAAACGUAAACAUACACUUAAGUGAACCAUGUACACUUGAAUUCUGCACGGUGGGAAAGAUGUGUCCUGGUUUUCUGAGAAAAGAGUGUUGGAGUGUGAAGGCCUCCAGGGUGAUAAUGGGAUUUUCUUUUUUUUUAAUAAAUAAUAUACUUUUCAAAAAAAGAAAAAAAAAAAAGAAAAAAAAAACAUAGUUGGGAGCAACUGCUCCAAGUGCAACCUGCUGUAAUCAAGAAUGUUGUUUCUAUUUUUAUAGAAGUUUUAUACCGCUCCAGGGUGGAGAAUAUUUAUUACCUAAAUUAUUUCACUGGAAAAAAAGGCCAGGGUUUUGUAGAAUCCUGAAUGUGAUUGUUUUACACACAUAAUGAUGUGCAUGAUUGAAACUACUGAUUUUCAGUGGCCUGUUUGCAGCCCAGCAACUGCUAAAUGGGGAAGAUGAACGCUGUGAACCAGUGGAGGAGAGUACUGUGCUCUGGGGUCUCUACAGUCACUCUUACCUUCUUUGCACCCUACCCCACUGUACUAUCUGAGACCUUUGUCGUGUUUUUCUUUUAACCUGAUGCUCUGGCCUCUUUACUAGUCAUUUCAGUUGCCCAAAAUUAGAUAUUUUAGCUUCUGCAUCCUAUAGUGUGUCCUCAAUACUGUAAGUUAUGGAUCAAGCUUGGCAUUGUUGCAAAUAGGUGCAACUCCUAUUGACUUAAGGAGAUUCACCAGUUUACACUGUGGCUUAGUUUGAUCAGUGACUCCUCCCGGACAUAAUCACCUUAAGACUCCUAACUUGGGCUAGCUCUUGUGCCUUACUGGCAUAACUAUAAGUAUUGCCAAAAAGAAAAAAAAAAA